Molecule: messenger RNA, 319 nt
Organism: Durio zibethinus
Lineage: Eukaryota; Viridiplantae; Streptophyta; Magnoliopsida; Malvales; Malvaceae
Product: ATP synthase small subunit 6-A, mitochondrial-like
Source: RefSeq, a predicted model, not a curated record
GAUCAUCCAACGGCCCCGAUAAAACCUAAAAAAACAUUUCCUCGUAAAACCGAUCCCCUCCUUGUUUACAGCCACCAAAGCAAAGAGAGAGAGAGAGAGAACGCGAGAGAGUAAGAAUCAAAAGAACAGGAAAAAAACAAGCGGAAGGAAGAUGAAGUUGUUCGAUCCAUGGCCCGUGUUCUUCAAGAGAGAGUUCAAGCGCACCUGGCCCUUCCUUGUUGGCUUCGCUGUAACCGGAACCGUUAUCACCAAGUUCUCCCUUGGUCUCACUGAGGAAGAUGCCAAGAAAUCGCCCUUCGUUCAGAAGCACAAGAGGUAA